AUGGGCGUCGCCGCAAAUGUUGCGGUGGGUCUUGUGGGCGGCUUGGUCCUUGGAGGCGUGCUGGUCUUCCUUUGCAACUUGGCUCUGUCCCGUGGAACUUAUCGAAAGGUUACGGAGGAUGCUGCAAGAAAGGCCAGGGAGAUUCAGAGCAUGAUGGAGGCUAUUCGUGAGAUGCCAAGCCCCGAGUUCACACGCCAAGUGGAGCAAUUGAUGGCUUUGCAUGAGAGCAUGGAGUCAACCAUCCCUUCCUACGAAGACCGGCAGUGCAAUUGGUACGGUUUGAUCCGUCAGCAGAUGCUAUUGGCCAACAAGACCUAUGCAUCCAUUGUGGACACCAUCAGCACCGAUUCAGAGGGAGCCAAGAAGAUCCCCGACUUUGAUUCCUUGAACGACACCACGGACAGCACCAUCAGGGGGAUGUGGUAUCAGACCGAGUACCUCUUCCGCAGAGCUUGCGAAUAUGCAAUGGCGCAGGGUGUUGAGGCGUCUUUGAUCAAAGCCCAACAAAACCUCAUCUCCGAGUUCGAGGAUGCCAUCCGGCGUGUGGCAAAGCACUGCGCGCACGGCCGCCUCAGGCCAGCAGAAGAGAUGCGACCGGUCGCAGCUUCGUUGCCACAAGCUGCGCUGCCAGUCUACUGUGGGAAAGAGAAGAUGCACGCGGAGAAACUGCUUGCAGAACGUGCGACGAAUCAGGAUUUCUUCCAGGUCUUCAAAAAUGAGAAGGACUUUCUGUGGAAUGCUUUGAAAGAUCCACUGAGCACAGAGAAAGCUGUGGCUCGGAGCUUCAAAUUGGUAGUGAAGUGGCUCCCAGAAGAGGCGCUUUCGGAACUCCUUCGUUUUUUCGUCGAUGCGAACGGUGCAGCACCGGCCAUUUGGAUUUCGGGCCUGCCUCUGGACGACGAGAUUCCACCAACACCGGCGUUGCCCGGGGAUUUCCGGCUGCCUGUCAGCGAGGCUUGGCUGCUGGGCCUGGCAAGGUCUUUGGGCAUUCCCUACGGAAUGCUAGGGUUCUAUUCCGACAACGCCAGGGGAGGCUUGAUCCGCGACCUGUCUCCAAAACCAGGUUUGGGAGGCAUCAACCAGCCACACAUCAACUUGGGUUUACAUAGAGAUGUCCCUGCGUGUGUUUCAGGUGGUACUGAGCCAGAUGGCUUCAUCCUCUUAGCUGCCAGAGGAGAUCCAAAGCACGCUGCGCUGACGCGGAUCUGCAGCUCCCAGCUGCUGUUGAAACACCUGGAGCCUAAGCAGAUCUCGGCCCUGCGACGUAGCCCAGUGCGCACCCAAUGUGUCAGGAGCAGUGGCAUCUCCCCCUAUGGCAAACCCUUCUAUGCCAUCGAGGGUGACACGGUGACCUUUUUCUACAUCCCGGAUCACCAGGAUUUCUCCUACGAAAUUGUGAGUGAUGACAAAGAGACAGAGGCUGCUUACCACGAAGCCCUGAAAUUGGCCACGGAGCUCUCUGAUGGAGUGGACCUGCAGGCCGGGGAUGCCUUAGUCAUCAACAACUCUCGAUGUAACCACGGCCGAACAGCCUUCGAACCUACACUGGACGGAUCGGAUCGAUGGCUGCUGAAGACCUUCAUUUCAGCAGGUGGAUGGCAAAGGCCCGGUGAAGCAGCUCCUCUGGUGUGGCCCAGUUUGCUGCUGAAGCCGUGA
This is a messenger RNA of Cladocopium goreaui, 1656 nucleotides long. The record is from the annotation of a GenBank genome assembly. NCBI's taxonomy places the organism in Eukaryota, Dinophyceae, Suessiales, Symbiodiniaceae.